This is a messenger RNA of Coregonus sp. 'balchen', 26904 nucleotides long. NCBI's taxonomy places the organism in Eukaryota, Metazoa, Chordata, Actinopteri, Salmoniformes, Salmonidae. The record is from the annotation of a GenBank genome assembly.
CUCUCCAACUCUGUGCUCCCCUGUAUGUGCCAUUGUUCAGAUGCCUCUGACAGUGCUGAACUACUGAUCGGAAAAGAGUUACACAGUGUCUGUUUACACCGGUCAUCGCCCCAGACACAGAACAGACACAGCGACUUUGAUUUCGUUUUUAAACUCACGGAGCAACAAAUUCUCAUUUAGUUACAACACUCUUACGAUCUGAGUUGUAUUACACAUGUAUUAUCUAUAUGUUGAAGUACAAAGUGUUCUAUCUGUCCCACACUGACAGAGGACAAGCAAGCGCUCAUGACACCGGAUGGUACGUCAGAUUUGUACGCAGCUUUCGAAGUUGUUCUUCACCGUUGCGCAACUUUUGACCAUUUCCGAACGGUGACGGUACAUAUCUAGCUAACAAUUCAAUAUUUCUUAUCGUCUUCUUUUCCUUUGUUUGUAGAACUACGUGUGCUAAUUUGACAAUGUGACUGCUGUGAGGACCGCGUGACAGAGUCUAGAACCGAUACUGUACAUAAAAAUACUGUACAUCUCAAUAAAGUUUUUUUACAAAACCAAAAGAAACUGUCAUGGCGACGCCCACAGCAGACAACUGGAGUUGGUUUCCUGCAUUAGCACUCGGCGUUUCUUUCCUGAAAUGUAUUUUGAUAAACGCAUAGUAAGUUAAACAUUCUCAUAAUGUAUAAUAGAUUACAAGUGUCAGUGCUAAACAUGUAUAUUUCAAGGUCUCUUAUCAGUUCUAAUUCAUUGAUUAGUUGUGUCGCAAGCCUGCGUUAGCUUGCUAACUGCAUUGGCAGCUUUGCCAAUGGAUUGAAAAAGUUAUUCAAACAUACACGUUUACACACAUAACUAACUAUAAAUAAGUGGUUAGGGCAUUAGUUGUCACAUCUUUAUUCAAAUCAGGAAAAUGUGUCAUAAGAGCAUCAAGCCUCUUAACUACACUGUCCUAAAACUAUCUGUGUACAGGUUUUUUUUAACAGUGUGAGGUACAUUGAGGUAUGUUGUGUUGUGUCGUGUGGUUAUCUCUGACAGUGUUUUCUGGAUAUUUCAGUCAUUCCACAGACUUUGAGGUUCACAGGAACUGGCUCGCCAUCACUUACAGCUUUCCUGUAUCAAAAUGGUACCAUGAGGUUUGUACAUACAUACAUACAUACAUACAUACAUACUGUACAUGCAUGCAUAAUACAUGAUUUGUAUGCAUCAGACUUUGUGUGUCACUCACCCCUUAAGUGCUUUAUUAUUAUUAUUAUUAUUAUUAUUAUUAUUAUUAUUAUUAAGUGCUCAUAGGCUAUUUCUAGCUACAAAUACUAUAGCUAUAUCAUUAUCUUGCGUCAGAUAGCGCAACGAAUCCACACUGAGAUUGAGGGAAGAGCGUCGCCACCUUUCGGCAAUGUUCCCUCUAAAAUAUCAGCCCGCGCAGAGAAGCACGAGAUUGAACUUCACUCAACUUUGUAGAGUUUUACCCCUUAGUUAACACUACCAACGUUUCCAUUUACUGUGGGAAUUGUGAAAGAAUAAAUGCAAUAUAAGCCACUUUCAAUGCAACAUACCAAAACUCUGCAAAACUAACUAUGCAAGAGAUUUUGUGUUAGGCAGAAUGCUUUGGAGUAGGAUUCUAUAGCAUUGACAGGCACGACUCAUGCCUGUACUCUACAUAGAUCGAUGCGCCAUAACCAAUCAGAGCUGCAGUAGGCCUAUAUGCAAAUAGAUCAUUGCCAUAAUGCGUCUGUGCCAUUCAUUUUGAAUUGGACUGUGUUUACUGCAUAAGCAGUCGUGAGUAGAUUAGUUUGUUUUGAGAUCAAAGCGAGAGCUGCAUGAAGCCAAGUGUGCACGUUUGUUCAUAUCCUUUGCUAGUUAGUGAGUUAUUAGCCCAGUUAUAGAUCAUCUGUAGUCAGCAAUGGGGGAGUGAUUGCUUCUUACAAGAGCACAAAACAUGUACAUUUCUACAUCUUUGUAAAGCGAGUCAGGUAAAGAGCUUUUCUUUUUGUCUUAAAGGGGCAGAGUUGUAUUCUGAGAUGGACUUGAAUAAGCUAAGUAGCCAAUAGGCAGAGGGUAGCAUAAUUUGUCUGAUUCUCUGAAAUAAUGGUAUUGGAAUAAUGCUUUUUAUUUUGUAAAGUGGUUUCUUGCAUCAAACAACACAACAACAUUUUCCGUCACCUCCUUGUCUGAAGGACAAGUGGAUAAACAGGUUAAUGUCAAGCCCUGCAUGUUUUUUUCAAAAGUCGCAAGGAAUGUAGGCCUACAUUGAACACCACUGUAAGCUGAAUGAUAGAACAGCUAUUUCCAUGUUAUGGAAUGCAUUUUCUCCAUUGUUUCUGAUGGUAGGCCACUCUGGUAGGCCUACAUUAUGAUCAUCCACAGUAGGCUACUUGACCACUGUCUGAAACUGUAACUUAAAGCGGGUACAGCCUCAGUGUUCACAGUAAACGCACGCUGGAAGUUGCACAGAAUUUCCACAAUGUUCAAAUUUCCACAAUGUUCAAACCUGAAAUUUGCUCAGUGCCAAAAAAAAGAUAGAGGGAAUGUUACCUGUCGGAAGAUAUUGAUACCUAUAGCAUACAAAUGUUAAUGUCUGUGUGUUUGUCUUUCUGUGUAGAACACCUCAGAGUGGACCCUGGACUACCCUCCUUUGUUUGCCUGGUUUGAGUAUGGCCUGUCCCACGUGGCUCAGCACUUUGACAAGGAGAUGCUGGUGGUGCAGAAUCUCAUCUACACCAGUCCUGCUACCGUCCUCUUCCAGAGGCUCUCUGUGAUCGUGACGGACGUGGUCUUUAUUUACGCCGUCAAAGAGUGAGUGUUUUCUCCAGGAGGAAAGGAGACGCUAAAGAAAUGAAAAUAAAUAUGUUUUAUGCAAGGAGGAUGCCUUAAGUAUUAAAGUAUCUCAUAAAUGGACAUGUACUAAAUUGGUCAUCAUGCUCAGACUUUAAAGGUCUAAUGCAGCUGUGUUUAUCUCAAUAUCAAAUCAUUUCUGGGUAACACUUUACAAUUGAAAUGGUUAAAAAUAAACAAAAAUAGCUUCUUAGCAGAAAGCAAUUUCUCAAGCAAGAAUUUUGCUAGGACUGUCUGGGAGUAGUCUGAUUGAGGUAGAGUCCUGCAUCGGGUCGGAUACCCACGGUUUUCCCGCGGUUGAGCCGCAAAUAAAUCAGCUGGCAGGUGGAAUGAAAACAUCCUUUCAACUCGCAGGUCAGCUCGUGGUUCAGAACAAUUAUAUUGCAGGUCGGAAAUGUUUUAAAUCAAGAUAAUAUUAUUAUUUUACAAACCCAGGAGCUUGUUGUGUUGAAUUGUGUUGCAUUUUCCAUUAGGCUAUGUGAGCGGUGAGGCAGAUACAGUGGAUUUGGAAAGUAUUUAGACCCCUUGACUUUUUCCACAUUUUGUUACGUUACAGCCUUAUUCUAAAAUGGAUUAAAUAAAAACAAUUCCUCAUCUAUCUACACACAAUACCCCAUAAUGACAAAGCAAAAACAGGUUUUUAAAAUUGUUUGCAAAUGUAUUAAAAAUAAAAAACAGAAAUACAGUAUUUAUAUAAGUAUUCAGACCCUUUGCUAUGAGACUCGAAAUUUAGCUCAGGUGCAUCCUGUUUCCAUUGAUCAUCCCUGAGAUGUUUCUAAAACUUGAUUGGAGUCCACCUGUGGUAAAUUCCAUUGAUUGGACAUGAUUUGGAAAGGCACACACCUGUCUAUAUAAGGCCCCACAGUUGACAGUGCAUGUCAGAGCAAAAACCAAGCCAUGAGGUCGAAGGAAUUGUCCGGACAGCUCCGAGACAGGAUUAUGUCAAGGCACAGAUCUGGGGAAGGGUACCAAAACAUUUCUGCAGCAUUGAAGGUCCCCAAGAACACAGUGGCCUCCAUUCUUAAAUGGGAGAAGUUUGGAACCACCAAGACUCUUCCUAGAGCUGGCCAAACUGAGCAAUCGGGGGAGAAGGGCCUUGGUCAGGGAGGUGACCAAUAACUCGAUGGUCACUCUGGCCGAGCUCCAGAGUUCCUCUGUGGAGAUGGUAGAACCUUCCAGAAGGACAACCAUCUCUGCAGCACUCCACCAAUCAGGCCUUUAUGGUAGAGUGGCCAGACGGAAGCCACUCCUCAGUAAAAGGCACAUGACAGCCCGCUUGGAGUUUGCCAAAAGGCACCUAAAGGACUCUCAGACUAUGAGAAACAAGAUUCUCUGGUCUGAUGAAACCAAGAUUGAACUCUUUGGCCUGAACGCCAAGCGUCACGUCUGGAGGAAACCUGGUUCCAUCCUUACGGGGAAGCAUGGUGGUGGCAGCAUCAUGCUGUGGGGAUGUUUUUCAGUGGCAGGGACAGGGAGACUAGUCAGGAUCGAGGGAAAGAUGAACGGAGCCAAUUACAGAGAGAUCCUUGAUGAAAACCUGCUCCAAAGCGCUCAGGACCUCAGACUGCGGCGAAGGUUCACCUUCCAACAGGACAACGACCCUAAGCACACAACCAAGACAGCGCAGGAGUGGCUUCGGGACAAGUCUCUGAAUGUCCUUGAGUGGCCCAGUCAGAGCCCGGACUUGAACCUGAUUGAACAUCUCUGGAGAGACCUGAAAAUAGCUGUGCAGCGACGCUCCCCAUCCAACCUGACAGAGCUUGAGAGGAUCUGCAGAGAAGAAUGGGAGAAACUCCCAAAUAAAGGUGUGCCAAGCUUGUAGCGUCCUACCCAAGAAGACUCAAGGCUGUAAUCGCUGCCAAAGGUGCUUCAACAAAGUACUGAGUACAUUUUACAUUUUAACAUUUAGAGUCAUUGGUUAGCAGACGCUCUUAUCCAGAUGCGACUUACAGUGAGCAAUUAGGUGUUAAGUGCCUUGCUCAAGGCAACCCGACAGAUUUUUCACCUAGUCGGCUCGGGGAUUAGAACCAGCGACCUUUCGGUUUUACUGGCACAACGAUCUUAACCACGAAGCUACCUGCCGCCCAGUAAAGGGUCUGAAUACUUGUCCCAGUAAGGGUCUGAAUACUUAUGUCAAUGUGAUAUUUCAGUUUCUUUUUUUUUUUUUACGUUAGCAAACUUUUCUAAAAACCAGUUUUUGCUUUGUGAUUUGUGGAUAUUGUGUGUAUAGAUUGAUGAGGAUUAUACUUUUUAAAAUCAAUUUUACAAUAAGGCUGUAACGUAACAAAAUGUGGAAAAGGUCAAGGGAUCUGAAUACCGAAGGCACUGUAUUGCCUAGGCUACUAGCCACCCAGCGAGAGAGUGGAGCAGGGAACUGUCCAUUAGUAGGAUAUUUGUGUGGUUCUGAAACAUUCCUAAUUUGUCCACCUGCAGAGCUUAUGUUCCCUUCUGCCACGCGACAAUACGUUGGCAAGUUUAUUUUUUCAGACUCUUAGCUCAAGCGAAAAUGGCUAACAUAAGGAAAAAUGGAAAGAAAGGUUGUGAUGGUGAUAUAUACCAUCGUGGAAACAGGUGCUGCGCAAGUGAAAUCUCCAGUUUGGAAGGAUUUUGGAGUCAUUGUGGACAAGGAGGACAACAACCUGGUAGAUGGAUACACAGCCUGCAAAAGUGCAAGCAGGUAUUUGUUUACAAUAAUUCAGUUAAUUAUUCAGGCUUUCGUUCAUUUAAACCAUACGCAGGCCAUAUAAAGUUUAUAUCUGUGUGGCUGGUAAAGGUUUGAGUAGCCAAUAGCCUACUAAAUAAAUGUAGGCUAUUUUUGCAGCCUAUAGUCGAUUUGAUUCUGGAAUAGCCUAAUAAAUUAAUGUUAUUUGGCGGGUCACGGACCGGCUCUCGGAACAAUUCUAUGUGGGUGGAUCGGGUUGCAGAGAAAAAUCUGUCCUGAUGUCGUGUAUUGGGUGGGACUGUUGGUCAAUCGGUAUAACAUACUUUGGGUAGUCAACGACCAAUCACUUUCACCUGAAAACUAAAAACACGCCCAACGGGCCAAUGAAUGCAGAGCCGGCCCUAGGAAGCCCCACCUUCCUAGCUACAACACCGGGGCUCACAUUAAUUUCCUAAAUUCUUCACUUUUCAGCUCGUCUGAAGGAGAACAUAUCACUCAAUUUUUCAAGACUACUGGAUUCUGCUCCGACUUGGGUGUCUGUUAGUGGGGAGAGAGUACUUGUCCCCCUAGAUGUUGCGAGUUUUGGGUGUUGGUAUUGUUUUUUGUGUUUUACUAAAAGCGAAUUACUUUCAGCUAAUGCUUCUUUGCCUACCACUUCUGCUCGGCUUGUGUAGCCAGUGCUUCCUUGCUUGAGUAAGAUGGCCAGUGGUAAGAGUAAGUUCAAAAAGGCUAACCAGACGGAUUUGAACCUCCGACCAUGCCCUAGGGCAUGUGGUUUCACAAUGAAAAUUAAAGAUACUCAAUGUUGUCCUGUUUGCCGGGGGUGGAAACACGCCUCAGGCUGCCUUGGCUUGGACCAGCUCGUGUGACCGGUGUCACCGGCUGAGGUUCAGACUCUGUUGUCUACUGACUUCUGAGGAAGAUUGGGUUUACUGGAGAAGGGCCUCUUUUUUUUUUUAAGAAUGGUGUUACGUCGGCCUCAGGGCUGCCGAAGACAGGGAGAGGUGCUGUUUUCGGAUCGGAGUUGUUCCCCACCUGUCAUGCGGGAGACUUGGGUUCAAUUCCCCAAUGGGCAUCCCAGCCAGGCAAUGGGCUAGUUGGCUGGGUUCUAUGCUUCCCUGAAGGUGUUCGGGAACCGCAUUCUGGAAAGGAUGUGGUACUGUAUCUCUGACUGGUUCUGGGGGUUUUUCAGAGAAAGAGAUGGAUGAGCUAGCUCUGGCAGCAUCAUAUCUCUGCCGCGGAUAUCGCGCUGGGCUGCGGAGCAGCAAACCGGCAGGAUGGCUUUCCUCUCCUUUGCAACAGAGUUAACCCAGGUUGGGAACAUUUUUUACCACCUGUGAUGACUGCCGUAAAGAGUCGCUUGACUCUCUUUCAAUUUUUUUUACCUGGAGUAACUCACAUUCAGCCAAGUUGCAUGAAUGUGGAACUGUUUUAUAGGGGGCGCGUCUAGUUUGCAGGUCUGUAUGGGAAGCUAGUUAGCCACCUCAUCUCGGAGGCUAACAGAGAGGGUAAUCUUAGUCGUUCGUUCCCGAAUAGAGGGCGGCUGGUUCCGGUGGACCAGUGUCACAAAUAGCCUACCGGAGCGGGGGGAAUUGUUUUGGGCGAGCCAAUUUCGCCAAAGGAGUGUUUGGCUCAACUAUGGAGUCCAUGCAGUCCCGUUCCGAGGAGAAGCAAAAGCAGCAAGUAGCAGUGCUUUCUUCCUGCGUUCAAGUCAUGUUGGGAACUCGUGCAAUAUAACCUUCCUGCAAGGAAAAUGCACGUGAAUGCCCGUCCAACUCUGGUUUAUGACUAGGAGACUCGGGUAUGAUAUCUGGAUCCAAAUCUUUUUCAUAUGCGGGGCUUCGAUGUCAUGCACCACUGAGAAUGGCUGUCAAUGGUGACAUUGAGCAUUUGCAUUUUGGUCAUUUGGUGGACGCUCUUAUCCAGAGCGACUUGCAGUAGUGAGUGUAGUGCUUCUACCCAAGGCCCAGUGGUGUCCAAGGGUAUCGAAAGUAAGGUAUCACCCAUAUGUGAGCAUAAAUCAGUCUCCUCCCCGCAGUCGGACACAAGGUUGUCGGGAGUGGCGGGUGUGAGAGGACAUGACAAAAUAACCACAUUAUCCCAGUCCUCAAGGUGGUGCUCCACCCCUGCAGAUGACAAUGUAUAGGUGGUUGGCCGCAUUCGAGGUGUCACCGUGGAUGUGUCCUAGUGCCUGUUUUGAGAGAGAAGAUUUUCUCUCUUCUUUGGAAGCGGGCUAUUUGGGUGGUUCCCCUGUCGGAAGUACGGAGUGGUUGGUACAACCGGUAUUUCCUAGUUCCUAACAGCAAUGGAACACUGCGUCCCAUCCUGGACUUGCGUGGUUUGGACAAGCACUUCAAGGAGUUCAAAAUGCUCACACUUCGGUGGCUAAUACAGUCUGUGUGUCCCAGCGAUUGAUUUACGUACAGUACCUUCAGAAAGUAUUCACACCCUUUGACUUAUUCCACAUUUUGUUGUGGUACAUAAUAAGUUGCAUGGACUCACUCUGUGGGCAAUAAUAGUGUUUAACAUGAUUUUGUAAUGACUAAUCUCAAUCCUGGUACCCCACACAUACCCAUAGUAUGUUAUACCGAGUGACCGACUGAAAGGGAACUUACAGUUAUGAAUAUAACUACUGUUCCCUGAAGGAGGGAAUGACGUAUAACAUGUUUUGGCCCCGCGCCGUCAGGGGGUUUGGGCUUGUUGAAGAGCGGUACUGAAUUGAAUAAAUUAACGCUGGUAUUAUAGCCAGGAAGGUAGGGCUUCCAAGGGCAGGCUCUGCAUUUAUUGGCCCAUUGGGUGUGUUUUAGUUUUCUUCAGGUGAAUGUGAUUGGUCGUUGACUCCCCAUAGUAUGUUAUACCUUGUUCCCUCCUUCAGGGAACAGUAGUUCUAUUCAUAACUGUACGUUAUUGGCAGAGAGGAGGGCAAACUCUCUUUGUUAUUGGUCUAUUAACUUAUACCAAAACCCCACCCAUGCAAAACAAGCAGAAAUUUCAGGUGGUCUUUUCAAGCAGCUCUUACAAUUAAAAGGGCAUUAUCAUCAUUUUCACAAUUUCACAGCAUUAUUCCAACCUCAUAGUGUGGAAAUAUAUUUAACACACAGGAUAAUCAGGUUUUUGACUGCACUGCCCCUUUUAAGGAUUUUAUUUGUUUAUGUUUAUUUUUUGUGUUUUGUAUAUACUGUACAGUCCCCCAUUUAGAACUACUGUUUUUCUCUCUUCCUCCAGAUGCUGUAGAAGUGUGAGAGAGGAGAAGGGUUCCAAGGACCUCCUGGGGCAUCCAUUUUUCAUCCUGGCAGCUCUGCUCCUGUGGAACUUUGGCCUCCUCAUCGUUGACCGUAUCCUUCACUCACUACUCUGAGAGCUGGGUUAUGUUCAUUAGGCCACAAAAUGGAAGAAAACACACUGAAACAUAGAAGGAUUACCGAGACCUGUCCAAUAAGAAACUCAUUUAAAACUCAUGUUUUAAAAUGGUGUUCCCUAAUGAAUAUGAAAAGAAGAGAAAGGCUUGCACACUGAAUAUGCUUCCAAUUACCACCUUUAUUGACUUUUUGAUCCACAAGGAUCUUCGUCAGGUCAAAUGGUAAGACCACAUACUGCCCUAAUGAACAUGACCCAGCUGUUUUCACAAGGUCAAGGAGCUUACAUUACCUAGUUCAUUAUGGCAAUUAAACUCUAUAGAGCUGUAACUAACCAGUCUGGAGAAACUAAAGCUUGAAAAAUAAGAGUGGUGAAUGGAGAUCACUUAAUGCUGUUAGCUACCAUAACGGGUAUUAACCAGCUAGUCUCUCAUGUCCUUAGCGUUUCUAUCCAGACAUUCAUUUCCAGUACAAUGGAUUCCUGUUUGGAAUACUGCUGCUAUCAGUGGCAAGACAUUUACAGGUACUGUACCUACCCAACCACCCUUCCCCACAACACCAAUGAUUCCUGCAUAACUCAACCUUGCUGAAUCAUGGCAGCAAGCUGACAAGCACAAAGUUAACAAGAUCCUUUAUUUAGAUUAGUUUAAGAAACAUGAAUGUUUGUGCUAUCUUGUUCUUCAUUUGAAUGUAGGUUUGAUCAAAUAAUAUUGUAUUUGUCACAUGCACCGAAUACAAGAGGUGUACACUUUACCGUGAAAUGCUUACUUAUGAGCCCUUUCCCAACAAUGCAGAGUUAAAAAGUAAGAAAAAAAUGGCCAAAAAAAUAAGGAAAUAGUAACACAAUAAAAUAAGAAUAACGAGGCUAUAUACAAGGAGGACCAGUACCGAGUCAAUGUGCGGGGGUACCAGGUAGUUGAGGUAAUAUGUACAGUGCCUUCAGAAAGUAUUCACACCCCUUGACUUUUUCCAUAUUUUGUUGUGUUACAGCCUGAAUUUAAAAUGGAUUAAAUUGAGAUUUGUUGGUCACUGGCCUACACACAAUACCCUAUAAUGUUAAAGUGGAAUUAUGUUUUUUGAAAUUUUAAAAAAUGUAUUCAAAAUGAAAGGCUGAAAUGUCUUGAGUCAGUAUUCAACCCCUUUGUUAUCGCAACCCUAAAUAUGUUCAGGAGUAAAAAUGUGCUUAAGUCUGUGUGCAAUAAUAGUGUUUAACAUUAUUUUCUCAUGACUACCUCAUCUCUGUACCCCACACAUACAAUUAUCUGUAAGGUCCCUCAAUCGAGCAGUGAAUUUCAAAAACGGAGUCAAGAAGGGCACCUAUUGGUAGAUGGGUAAAAACAUUUUUUAAAGCAGACAUUGAAUUUCCCUUUGAGUGUGGUGAUGUUAUAAUUUACAUUUUGGAUGGUUUAUCAAUACACCCAUUCACUCCAAAGAUACAGGCGUCCUUCCUAACUCAGUUGCCGGAGAGGAAGGAAACCGUUCAGGGAUUUCAGCAUGAGGCCAAUGGUGACUUUAAAACAGUUACAGAGUGUAAUGUCUGUGAUAGGAGAAAACUGAGGAUGGAUCAACAAUCGUAGUUACUCCACAAUACUAACCUAAUUGACAGAGUGAAAAGAAGGAAGCCUGUACAGAAUACAAAUAUUCCACCAGACACUGGGAGAUGAAUUCACCUUUCAGCAGGACAAUAACCUAAAACACAAGGCCAAAUCUACACUGGAGUUGCUUAACAAGAAGAAAAUAUAAAUGUUCCUGAGUGGCCGAGUUACAGUUUUAACUUAAAUCUGCUUGAAAAUCUAUUGCACGAUCUGGAAAUAAGAAUAAUGGCCCAAUGUUGCACAAUCCAGGUGUGGAAAGCUCUUAGAGACUUACCCAGAAAGACUAACAACUGUAAUAGCUGCCAAAGGUGAUUCUAACAUGUAUUGACUCAGGGGGUUGAAUACUAAUCUAAUCAAGAUAUAUUAGUGUUUUAUUUUUAAUAACAUUUAUUUUUUACAAAUGUUAGAAUUCUUCUUCCACUUUAAUAUUAGAGAGUAUUUUGUGUAGAUCAUUGACCAGAAAAUGACAAUUAAAUCCAUUUGAAUCCCAAUUUGUAACACAACAAAAUGUGGAAAAAGUCAAAGGGUGUGAAUACUUUCUGAAGGCACUGUAGGUAGGGGUAAAAGUGACUAGGCAAUCAGGAUAGCUAGUAAGCAGAGUAGCAGCAGCGCAUGUAAAGAGUGUGAAAGUGUGUGUGUGGUGUCAAUGUGUGUGUGUGUUAGAGUGGCUGUGUAGUAUGUGUGGGUAGAGUCCAGUGAGUGUGCAUAGAGCCAGUGCAACAAAAAAAGGGGGUCAAUGCAAGUAUUCCGGGUAGCCAUUUGAUUAACUGUUGAGCAGUCUUAUGGCUUGGGGGUAGAGGCUUUUCAGGAGCCUUUUGGUCCCAGACUUGGCUCUCCGGUACCGCUUGCCGUGCGGUAGCAGAGAGAGCAGUCUGUGCCUUGGGUCACUGGAGUCUUUGACAAUUUUUCGGGCCUUCCUCUGACACCACCUGGUAUAGAUGGCAGGGAGCUCGGCCCGAGUGAAGUACUGGGCCGUACGCACUACCCUCUGUAGCGCCUUACGGUCAGAUGCCAAGCAGUUGCCAUACCAGGCGGUGAUGGUGCAGCUGUAUAACUUUUUGAGGAUCUGGGGACCCAUGCCAAAUCUUUUCCGCCUCCUGAGGGGGAGAGGCAUUGUCGGGCCCUCUUCACAACUGUGUUGGUGUGUUUGGACCAUGAUAGGUCCUUAGUGAUGUGGACACUGAGGAACUUAAAGCUCUCGACCCGCUCCACUACAGUCCCGUCGAUGUGAAUGGGGGCGUCCUCGGCCCUUCGUUUCCUGUAGUCCAUGAUCAGCUCCUUUGUCUUGCUGAUAUUGAGGGAAAGGUUGUUGUCCUGACACUACACUGCGAGGUCUUUGACCUCCUCCCUAUAGGCUGUCUCAUCGUCAAACUUAAUGAUGGUGUUGGAGUCGUGCGUGGGUGAACAGGGAGUACAGGAGGGGACUUAGCAUGCACCCCUGAAGGGGCCCCCGUGUAGAGGGUCAGCGUUGCAGAUGUGUUGUUGCCUACCCUCACCACCUGGGGGUACCCGUCAGGAAGUCCAGAAUCCAGUUGUCUGGUAGGCUCACAUCACUGGGCAGCUCGCAGCUGGGUUUCCCUUUGUAAUCCGUGAUAGUUUGCUAACCCUGCCACAUCCGACGAGCAUCUGAGCCGGUGUAGUAGGAUUCGAUCUUAGUCCUGUGUUGAAGCUUUGCCUGUUUGAUGGUUUGUAGGAGGGCAUAGCUGGAUCUUUUUAUAAGCGUCCAGAUUGCUGUCUUUUCCUACGGAAAUGGGUAGCUAUUUUAUGACAUUAUUUCUGGUUGAGCAGGGCAGACACCUGGAGGGGGCGUUGCUUUUCGCUAUUCUCCUGAACCUGAAACACAUCUACCUGUACAUUGCUCCUGCCUACGGGAUCUUCUUGCUGCGGAGCUACUGCUUCACCGAGGACAACACAGGUAACCAUGGUUACAGAGAUAACACCAGAGCUAGCAGGUUACAUGUGUAACACAGAGUUAGCUGUUGGGUGAUAAACAGAAAAUGAACAUUUUCAGGAGCAACACUAGAGAUGGCACGUAACGUUACCUGGGUAACAGUAAGCGUGAACAGUGGUUGAUGACAUUUCAAAUGAAUUUGAUUCUGAACAAAAUAAUUCACAGUUUAAUGAGAGAAUAUGACUGUAAUAAACUCACUGAUCAAAUAUUUGAUAUCCAACCAGACAGUUUAUUCACUCUGUUCCUCUCUGUUGUGUGUUUCCUUCAGAUGGCUCUGUGAGAUGGAGCAGUUUCAGUCCUGUUCGUCUGGUAGCUCUGGGAUCUAUCGUGAUCUCUGUCUGUGCCCUGUCCUUUGGCCCGUUCAUUGCUAUGGUAUGUACUCUGUCAGUACAACAGCAUGCUGUGUAGAUACCAUUUAUGUUUAUUUUUACCUCUAUGUCCGGGUCGCAUUAACACAGGAUUUUGCGUUUUUCACGCAGAAAAGGAAAGAUAAAACACUUGCUGCAUUUUGUAAACGCAGAUCUAAAAUGUGACUCAUUUCAGGAAACUAGGCGUAUGUCGCACGUCACUAGUUCACAGGAGAGGCAUUUGAAUGUAAAUUCCAUUGAUUGGACAUGAUUUGGAAAGGCACACACCUGUCUAUUACAGGUCCCACAGUUGACAGUGCAUGUCAGAGCAAAAACCAAGCCGUGAGGUCGAAGGAAUUGUCCGUACAGCUCUGAGACAUGAUUGUGUCGAGGCACAGAUCUGGGAAGGGUACCAAAACAUUUCUGCAGCAUUGAAGGUCCCCAAGAACACAGUGGCCUCCAUCAUUCUUAAAUGGAAGAAGUUUGGAACCACCAAGACUCUUCCUAAAGCUGUCUGCCCGGCCAAACAGAGCAAUCUGGGGAGAAGGGCCUUGGUCAGGAAGGUGACCAAGAACCCGAUGGUCACUCUGACAGAGCUCCAGAGCUUCUCUGUGGAGAUGGGAGAACCUUCCACAAGGACAACCAUCUCUGCAGCACUCUACCAAUCAGGCCUUUAUGGUAGAGUGGCCAGACAGAAUCUACUCCUCAGUAAAAGGCACAAGACAGCCCGUUUGGAGUUUGCCAAAAGGCACCUAAAGAGACUCAGACCAUGACAAACAAGAUUCUCUGGUCUGAUGAAACUAAGAUUGAACUCUAUGGCCUGAAUGCCAAGCAUCACGUCUGGAGGAAACCUGGCACCAUCCCUACGGUGAAGCAUGGUGGUGGCAGCAUGCUGUGGGGAUGUUUUUCAGCGGCAGGGACUGGGAGACUAGUCAGGAUCGAGGGAAAGAUGAACAAAGCAAAGUACAGAGAGAUCCUUGAUGAAAACCUGCUCCAGAGCGCUCAGGACCUCAGACUGGGGCGAAGGUUCACCUUACAACAGGACAACAACCCUAAGCACACAGCCAAUACAAUGCAGGAGUGGCUUCGGGGCAAGUCUGUGAAUGUCCUUGAGUGGUCAAGCCAGAGCCUGGACUUAAACCUGAUCGAACAUCUCUGGAGAGACCUGAAAAUAGCUGUGCAGCGACGCUCCCCAUCCAACUUGACAGAGCUUGAGAGGAUCUGCAGAGAAGAAUGGGAGAAACUCCCCAAACACUGGUUUGCCAAGCUUGUAGCGUCAUACCCAAGAAGACUUGAGGCUGUAAUCGCUGCCAAAGGUGCUUCAACAAAGUACUGAGUAAAGGGUCUGAAUACUUAUGUAAAUGUGAUAUUUCAGUUUUGUAUCAAUUUGAAAACAAUUCUAAAACCUGUUUUUUCGCUUUGUUAUUAUGGGGUAUUGUGAGUAGAUUGAUGAGGGGGGAAAAAACAAUUCAAUCCAUUUUAGAAUAAGGCUGUAACGUAACGAAAUGUGGAAAAAUACUUUCCGAAUGCGUCUCGCCAAAUAGUAGAAAGUAGAUUAUUCAGUCAACGUUCCUAUCGGCCCUGGACUAUUGCGACAUUAUCUAUAUAAACGCAAUUGCCACUUAAUUAAAGCUGUUAGAUGCAGUUUAUCAUAGCGCACUGCGCUUUAUUACGGCCGAGAAUUUUUGAACUCAUCACUGCAUUCUAUACCAGAAAGUUGGUUGGCCCUCUUUGCUGUCACGUAGGUUGAUACAUUGCUGUUUUCAUUUAUAAAGCCCUUUUACUAAAAGUCCCACUGUACCUAACAUCUUUACUAAACUUUAGACAUUUAGGUCAGACUUUAGGUCUCUACUGAGUUAGGUAAAUCAGCUUUUAGUUUUCUUGCACCUUAUUUGUGGAACAAUCUUCAAAAUGUUCUUACAUUUGAUGUUCUGGUGCCGCUAGGGCAAUUCAGAAAGCUUAUUAAGGAACUUAUUACUGAUGAAUGUGUUAGUUUUUUAUGACCGUGUUUUUCUUUCUGCUUGUAUUUUCUGUGAUUUAUGUCAUUGAGACCUUGGUCUCAGUAUGACUCUCUGAUAAAAUAAAGGUUAAAUCAAGUAUAUAUACUUUUUGUUGUGCUUUAUCUAACUGCUCUGUCAGUUAUUUUAUAUUAGUGACGCACUGAGCCAGCUCAAAUAAGUAAUGUACUGGUGAAUGUGAUUGGGUAUCUGCUGCUGUCUUAAAGGGAUAGUUCAGUGACUAUAAUUUCUCUCUCAGGGCCAGCUCCCCCAGGUCCUUUCCAGACUCUUCCCCUUUAAGAGGGGCCUGUGCCAUGCCUACUGGGCCCCUAACGUCUGGGCCCUCUACAACAUGGUGGAUAAAGCUCUGUCUGUGCUGGGUAAGGCACUGUUUACUCUCUCUAUGACUUCAGUAUGGUCCCCCCUGUCCAUAUAAUCUUAUGCGUUAUGAUUUAACCCCCUAGAGUCUAUUGACACACUGGUGCGUCAAUCUAAGAAGCAUUGGAUGCGUCUCAAUCUGCCGAUGUCGCACUUCUGCAUCUGUGGUGAAAGGUGGCAGAGCUAGAGCGGUGUUUGUCAGAACUUGAGAUACCCCGAAAAUCGGUCUUCUCACAAAUGUCUGUAGCGUCCGAACCGUUUGGCCUAAAAACUAUUAUGACUCUCACAAACACGAUGGUGGUCUCAGUUUUGCUCUGCGACCCCCACAAGUGUCAGGGGACUCGUUUGAAGUCGGUACCGUCGAUGUGCCAACUUCUGUUUGUAGCGUCUAAACCAUUUGGUCUACAAACUAAUGUGACCCCACUGUGGAAAGGGGACUCAUUUGAAGGUAGUUUUGUGCCUACCUAAAAAAAAGGGUUAAAUAUGUGUAAGAAAUAUAUAUAUCUCCUGAUCUUUCUUAUAUCUCCUAAAUAUAGGACAGACACUUAAAAACCUUGUUUCUUAUGAUAUAUUUUUUUACUGUCUUUUUUGCCAUUUAUGAAUGUGUUAUUCAAUGCGUUUCUAUGGGCUUUAGUAGUAAAGGCCAAAUUCAAUGGGGGUCUGUCAGGUAAAUCUUUUGGCUUGCUAGAAAGUAGCCUAUGAAUGGGCUGGAGGGACAGCGACUCAAGGAAUAAUAUUACCAUUUGAGGGGAUUUAGACAUGCUAUUUGUGGCAUGUUAGCAGGGGUUUAAUGGGUGGUGUGUUUCUCUCAGGUGUGCGUCUGAAGCUGUUGGACGUGGCAAAGCUUCCCAAAGCCUCAAUGACCGGUGGAUUGGUGCAGGAGUUCCAGCACUCUGUCCUCCCCUCCAUCUCUCCCUCCAUCACACUCAUCUGUACUCUGCUCUCCAUCAUGGUGAGCAUAAUCUCUGGCAAAAAUUCUGCAGCCCUGUUCAGAAUCACCACUAAAGACCAGGGGUUGGAACCUAAAACUAUUUUUCGAGGAACAAAAUCAGAACCGGGAACGAAAGUGAUCCAUGUAUUCUGUUCCGGAACAGAACCGUUAUUUUAAAAGCAUGGGAACCGGUUGAUAUCAUUAUUUUACGUUCCAGGCAUUGUUUUCAGUCCCACAAAAAAAUGCAACAAAGCGCCUAUGCAAAGCACUCACUCUGUCACUCAGAAACAUAUUCUAGUGUCUGCCUGCCAGCUGAAAAAACUUUGCCAAUGUGUGGGCAUGUGUAGACAACCUGCCCCUCCCCCUCCGAAGCUGACGUUACAAGCGUGAUUCAGAAAUUAGGGAGAGAUUUUUGAAUAGAGAAGAAUGGAUUAAUUUAUUCAAUGCUAGUUACAGAUGCUAUAGUUAUCAUUUUUCACAUUGGAUUUAUGAACUACAAAAUGGAAAGACAUGUUUUUAAUUCUGGUGCCGCUCUGUGCACACACAAGCUUGUUAGCUAGCUAGCUAGCUAGCUAGUUUCUGGUCCAACGUUAAGCCAACUCUCUGAUGUUCAAAGACAUUCAAAAGUUCCUCCAUAGAAGCUGCUACUCCAUAGGUAUAAUUCUGUGGGCCUAAUUCAGAUAAUGCAUGUCAUAACAAGGUGCCCAGCGCUUCAAGCCAAGCCUCACCCUCCACCCCCUCUCGCUCUCUCCCCACCCGCAAAAUUUCAGUCGCAUCUCGCGCUCUACACUUGUCUGUUCAUCGCGCAUGUAAACAACUAUAGCCUAGGUAGCCCAAUAGCAAGCUGCUCCAUCCGCACUGAUUGGUGAAGUAAUUUCAUGACGAUUUCAGAGGUUUAAAAAGGAACAGAAAGGAACCAUAUAAACCGGUACUUUUCUGAGGUUUGAACCGGUUCAGAACUUUAUUUUGCAGGUCGGAACAGUGGAACGUAACAAAAAUAAUAAUGGUUCUGUUCAGAACUAAACAAUUGGAAAAUAAUUUUGGUUUCAACCCCUGCUAAAGACUGUUAUUAUAAACAAACACACUUAAUCUAUGUACAUAUAAUAAUGCAGUUGUUUUUAACCAGAUAAUAUCAGAGCUAUAUAUUUAGAAAUUAAUAUAUGGCUUUGGAUAAUGUGUACCAGCCUAAAGUAAAAGAUUAAAAGUUAAGAUACCCCCCUCUCUCCCUGCUCCCCCACCCCCCUCAGCCUGCGGUGUUGAGUAUCUGGCGUCGUCCGCGUGGUGCCCGGGGGUUCCUGCGCUGCCUGGUGGUCUGUGCCCUGGGCUCCUUCAUGUUCGGCUGGCACGUCCAUGAGAAGGCCAUCCUCAUGGCUAUACUGCCCUUCAGGUGAACUGCUGACAUGCUACUAUCAGACGCUGCUAUCAGUGACCCAUUGACAGCAACUGGGUCAUAUUCAUUGGGGCACACUGUAGCAAAACAUUUUUGCAACUGAAAAUUAAAAUGGGUUUCUUAUUGGACAUCUCUGGUAGUCACUCCCUGUUUCAGUAAAUGUUCUUCUGUUUGGUGCCUAAUGAAUACAACUCGGGCAGAGUUGGUUACAUCUUUUAUAAACAAAGUGUGAACAUUUUUGUACAGCUCCUCUUCCUGUUGUAAUGGGUUUUGUGUAAUUGUUGUUUGGCAGCGUACUAGCAGUUGAGAGCAGGGAGGAUGCUGGGAUCUUCCUGAUGCUGACCACCACGGGGCAUUACUCUCUGUUUCCACUUCUCUUCACUGCAGCAGGUAAGAGCCUCUGCGACUAGACACCACUGGUGCCAUUUGGGUUCCCUCUGAGAAGCCAUUUUGUUAUUAGAAAUUUCAUAUUGGAUGAUUAGGAUAUUUAAUGUUUGUCUGUCAAUCUUUGUUGUCACAGAGCUGCCCAUCAAAGUCCUGCUGAUGCUGCUGUUCACUCUCUACAGCUUCACCUCUUUAAAGAAGUUGUUCAGGUGGGUGAACUUCCAUGUUAGAGUAGAUAGGGUACUAGGGGGUAACUAGCCCCCCCUAAGAACAAUGUCUAAUUGCUGACACAAAAAAGCAACGUUUGGGCAAAAAAUUGUAUGCUUAGGCGAAUAAACUAUAAAGGGAAAUAAAUGGCUACAGUUUACACUUUUUUAGUUAUUUCAUGAAAUGUUGUUUUUAGAAAAGGGGACGUUUUCCCGGUAGAAGAUUAUGGUAUAGGGUUUCAUACAAGUGUGUUAAAAUCCAUUUAAUACGUUUUAUUUCGAAAUUCUUCAGUAAGUAAUACUUAAAAGCUAUGUCUAGUUGUCUUAUUUUAAUAAUUUAAAUACAAUAUGGGGGGGGGGAAUGGUGUUACACGUCACCAUUAAUAUCCGCACUAUGAGGAGAUUUGACGUAAAGUCCCUCUUUUUAACUCACCUGCACAUAGAUUGUCUUUGUUCUUUCUUUGUUGUUCCUUUUUCAUACAAUCCAUUAUGUACAAUUGCACUAAAUAUUAUUUGAAUAAUGCAAGAUUUUUAAUCCCAGCAGUCUUUAAAAUGACAUUCAGGAGCAAAAGGUUUUCAAUAGUUGUUUCUAAAUCAUUAAAAAAUAUAUUAAUUGGGAUAUAAUAUUGGAAUGGAAUAUAACAUUAAUUAACAUUGGAAUAUAACAUUUAAUAACUAGCUUAACUAAUUAACUCAGUGUAACAUUGAUGUGACAACUCUCUUAUCCUCUGCUAAUGCAUCAUUCUAAUUUGUACAUAAAGCUAUCCCCAGUAAAAUUGGAGCCGCCCACCUGCACUGCUCACACCUAAUCCAGUCCCCACCUGUGACUGACAACAGGGGGAGAGAUGCCAAUUGAAAAGCUCUCUUAAAAACGUAGCUAGCUAUCUAGCUAUAUGACAUAAAAUGCUGUGUAAAAUAGCUAAAAGGCUAUAAAGUAACAUUAAGUGUAAAGCUAUCCCCUGGUUACCCCCUGUUACCCCCUGGGGGGGGGGGGGGGGGGGGGGGGGGGAGUUGUCCCCAACACACUCAUCCAACAUGUUACUACUUUACUAAAAAAUUAUCUACAUUUUUUUCUCUCUAAACAACUGGUGGUAUUGAUACAUACAGUGCUAUGAAAAAGUAUUUGCCCCCUUUCUAAUUUUCUCUACUUUUGCAUAUUUGUGAUACUCAAUGUUAUCAGAUCUUCAACCAAAACCUAAUAUUAGAUAAAGGGAACAUAAGUGAACAAAUAACACAACAAUUACAUAUUUAUUUAAUAAACAAAGUUAUACAACACCCAAUUCCCCUGUGUGAAAAAGUAAUUGCCCCCUUACACUCAAUAACUGGUUGUGCCACCUUUAGCUGCAAUGACUCCAACCAAAUGCUUCCUGUAGUUGUUGAUCAGUCUCUCACGUCGCUGUGGAGGUAUUUUGGCCCACUCUUCCAUGCAGAACUGCUUUAACUCAGUGACGUGUGGGUUUUCAAGCAUGAACUGCUCGUUUCAUGUCCUGCCACAACAUCUCAAUUGGGAUUAGAUCUGGACUUUGACUAGGCCAUUCCAAAACUUCCAAUUUGUUGCUUUUUAGCAAUUUUCAUGUAGACUUGAUUGUGUGUUUUGGAUCAUUGUCUUGCUGCAUGACCCAGCUGCGCUUCAGCUUCAGCUCACAGACGGAUGGUCUGACAUUCUCCUGUAGAAUUAAUUAUAUGAUACAGAGCAGAAUUCAUGGUUCCUUCUAUUAAGGCAAGUCGUCCAGGUCCUGAGGCAGCAAAGCAUCCCCAAACCAUCACACCACCACCACCAUGCUUGACCUUUGGUAUGAUGUUCUUACUGUGGAAUGCAGUGUUUGGUUUUCGCCAGGCAUAAUGGGACCCAUCUCGUCCAAAAAGUUGACUCAAGUUUGCCAAAAAGCACCUGGAUGAUCAUCAAGACUCUUGGAAGAAUGUUCUAUGGACAGAUGAUUCAAAAGUAUUUUUGGCAAACUUGAGUCAACUUUUUGGACGACAUGGUUCCAGUAAUGCCUGGCGAAAACCAAACUCUGCAUUCCACAGUAAGAACAUCAUACCAAUGGAAGCAUGGUGGUGGUGGUGUGAUGGUUUGGGGAUGCUUUUUCAUAGCACUGUAUGUCAAGCUGUUGACAACUAACUAUAUCAUUAUACAUUUGUAAUGCUCUCAGUCAAGGUGGUCCUUGAUCAGUGGUGGGAAAAGUACCCAAUUAUAAAUAAAUAAAAAUAAUAUGCCAUUUCGCAGACGCUUUUAUCCAAAGCGACUUACAGUCAUGUGUGCAUACAUUUUUAUGUAUGGGUGGUCCCGGGGAUCGAACCCACUACCCUGGCGUUACAAGUGCCAUGCUCUACCAAUUGAGCUACAGAGGACCACAACUGUCAUACUUGAGUAAAAGUAAAGAUACCUUAACAGAAAAUGACUCAAGUAAAAGUGACAGUCACCCAGUAAAAUACUACUUGAGUAAAUGUAAUUGCUAAAAUAUACUUAAGUAUCACAAGUAAAGUAUAAAUCAUUUCAAAUUCCUUAUAUUAAGCAAACCAGACGGCACCAUUUAAAAAAUAAUAAUAAAUUGUAUGUCCUGCUAAGCAUUCAAAAUGUAACGAGUACUUUUGGGUGUCAAGGAAAAUGUAUGGAGUAAAAAGGACAUUAUUUUCUUUAGGGAUGUAGUGAAGUAAAAGUUGUCAAAAAUAUAAAUAGUGAAGUACAGGGCCCGGUUGCAUAAAACAUCUUAAGUAAAUUUCCCCUUUAUCUUUACCCUUAAAGUUUCCUUAACUUUAAGUCAGUUGCACAAAACAUUUUAAGGAAAAUGUCCCCCUUAAAUUAAGUGAAAAAGUUAUAGGUGCCCAUGACAUCCCUUAAGUGCUUCAUUCAGUAUGGAUAUCAAUGUAAACAGCAUUUGUGGAGGUGAAUGUUGCUUUCUUCUGCACUAUUUUCAAAAGACAAACAUCCACUAGCUAGCUAGGUAGCUACUAAACAAUGGAAGGUGCACAAUCCAUGGCUACAAAGCUAGCUAGCUGCCUACUCCGUAAGUUAGCUUGACGUGCUAGAAAGUAAUAGAAACAAGUUGAGUAAGUCAAAGUAAGUCAAGAAAUAUGUUCUCCUGUCUUGAAUGUAGAAGUUCUAUUUUGCUAUCUCCCAAAAUAAAUAUAUCCUCUUUGAGGAGAUGUUCAUUCAGUGAAUCAGGUCGUCUCAAUUGUAACCAGAUACUCUUUCUGCUGUACAUGCCUUCAAACUACCAUAAAACCCUUAAAUGAUGCCCUUACCCAAGGAAAUGUUUGAUGGGCUUUAUACAACACCCUUAAACAUUUCCCUUAGGUAAGGGGAAAUUAUUCCUUUAGGGAAACACUUAAGAUGUUUUAUUCAACCGGGCCUAGAUAAUAUAUUUUUACUUAAGUACUUUACACAACUGUCCUUGAUGAUUAGUUGACAGUUCAAUCAGGUGUGUAAAUGCUAGAACAAAAGUCUGCACGCCCUGUGAGUUCCAGGGAUAUGAUCGGAGAGCACUGCUUUUUUUUGUCUGACUUUUUUUUUUGACAAUACAAAACAUACACAUACAAACAACAGCAUACAAAUGCACACAAACAUCAACAACAUCACACUUGCCCAGACCCACCUGCUCACAUCCACAUCUUCAGCGCCCGCUUCCCUCUCCACCACAUGGCCUCAAACUGCACCAUUUUGUUUCUCUCCAUCGCCCACUCACUUUCAACAUUUAGAUAAUAAAGCAUUUGACCUUUCCAUUGAUUUCCAGUUUUUAAGUAUAUGUGUUUUCAAGAUGAUUGACGAGAAAAGUAUCGUCCUACCCAUCGGGUAUCUCACUGCAUCCUCAUAUGCCAUGUCUUUAAAUAUGCAGACCGAUAGAUUAAAAGUUAAUUUACAUUGUAAUACUUCUGACAGCCAACUUUCUAAUGCCCAUAACUUUUGGACUUUAUAGCAUUCCCAGAAGGCGUGGAUUAUUGAGUCAUUGAUAGUUUUACACUUAAAACAUGACUCUGCCGUUGUGCUGUAGAAUUAGUGAAUUUUGUCUCUUGUAUAAUACUAUUCUAUACAUUAGUUUACACUGGAUUAAGUGUACAUUUUCGUUAACUGUAAUUUCGUUAGUUAUGUUUCAACAUUCCCUCCAUCUUGUGCCAAUAUCAGUUAUUUUUCCAAUAGUUUAUAUUUUUUUUCUAAGAGAUUGUCAGUUGGAUAGGCUCUCUGCAAGGUUUUUUAUAUCUUACCUAUCAUAUGAAUAUCAAUUUCUGACUAAAAUCGGAUUCCCUCAAGAUUGCUCUGAUGUCCAAAAGAUUUCAAAUCGAAAUUUCGUUAUAUCAAACUUUUAAUUUGCGUUUAUUUGAAAAUAUCUACAUUGGUCAGUCCAAAAUUGCUUUUUAAUUCUGUCAUGGAAAUAAAUGUAUUUCCUGUUACCAAGUCAUUUACAUUUUCAAUGCCUUUAGUUUUCCAUGUGGACCAAUUUAUCGGUGAAUUCUGAAAAGCUAUCCAAGGAUUGUUCCAUAGAGUUGUGUUUUUAGGAAGUGAUAUUGGUUCUUGUAGAAUGUUUUAUUUUGUUAUAGUGUUCUUAACUAUGAAGUUGUUAAUGUUCUUAGCCUUAUCCUUUUAUCCUUAAAUAUACACGUGAAAGGAUUCUCGGGGGAAUUUGGUAUUACCGAGAAUAAAUAUAAAAACUUUGUGAGCUAUGCCAUUCUGAAGAGGUUUAUUCUACCUGUAAGAUUUAUGGGAAGAUUGUUCCAUUUAAUUAGAUCUGCUUUCAUAUUGUUGAGUAAUGGGAUGAAGUUAUCUUUAUAUAUUUGUUGUUUGUAAUCCACUUAAAGGAUUGCUGUAGAUCAUGAGUUUUUCUAUUUCCCAUUGCCAUUAUUUCAUUUUUAAUUUUAUAUCCUGAGAUUUUAGAGUAUUCCGAAAAUAUUUUUUGCAAGGGGGCAUUGAGUUUUCAGUAUUGGUCAGGUAUAUCAGGAGAUAAUCUGCAAAUAAAUUUAGUUUAUAUUCAUGUUUACCCAUACUGAUACCUUUUACGUUUGGGUCCUGUCUAAGAGCACUGCUUUUUGUCAGAGCAUAAUUGUCACACUCUGGCUCCAGGACUAGUGUAUUUGAGCCAGGGUGUAUGUUGUUUUGUUGGGUUUUGGGUGAUUUUUUAUGUUUGCAUGUCUGUCACGUUUAUUUCUAGGUUGGGAGUUCUGUGUGUCUAUUUCUAGGUUGUUGUUUGGUGUAGUGUGUGACUCCCAAUCGGAGGUAACGAGUGUCAGCUGUCGGCUCGUUAUCUCUGAUUGGGAGCCAUAUUUAAACUGUCUGUGUUCGCAUGUGGGUUGUGGGUUUUUGUUCCAAGUUCAGGUAUUUGUUUCUGUUGGACUUCACGUAUCGUCUUUUGUUUUGUUUUUUCGUGGUUGCUUUAUUUAAUAAAAGUCAUCAUGUUCACUCGCAACGCUGCGCAUUGGUCCGCUUCUUCAGACGAUCGUGACAGAAAAACCCACCAUAAAAGGACCAAGCAGCGUAACAAGCGGCAACAGGACCUACCUACACAGGAGUUAUGGACUCCUCCUAAGGAUUCAUGGACAUGGGAGGAGAUUUUGGAUGGAAAGGGUCCUUGGGCACAACCGGGAGAAUAUCGCCGCCCUCGUGAAGAGCUGGAGGCAGCUGCAGCCGAGAGGAGGUGGUACGAGGAGGCAGCGCGGAGUCGAGGCUGGAAGCCCGUGGGUACUACCCAAGAAUUUCUUGGGGGGGGGCAAAAAGGGAGUGUGGCGAAGUCAGGUAGGAGACCUGCGCCUACUCCCUGUACUUACCGUGGAGAGCGGGAGUACGGGCAGACACCAUGUUACGCAGUAGAGCGCAUGGUGUCUCCUGUACGCAGGCAUAGCCCGGUGCGGUACAUUCCAGCUCCUCGUAUUGGCCGGGCUAGAUUGAGCGUUGAGCCGGAUGUCAUGAAGCCGGUCCCACGCAGCAGGCCACCAGUGCGUCUCCUCGGGCCAGCAUACAUGGCACCAGCCUUACGCAUGGUUUCCCCGGUUCGCCUACAUAGCCCGGUGCGGGUUAUUCCUCCUUCCCGUACUGGUCGGGCGACGGGGAGCAUACAACCAGGUAAGGUUGGGCAGGCUCAGUGCUCAAGGGAGCCAGUACGCCUGCACGGUCCGGUAUUUCCGGCGCCACCUCCCCGCUCCAGCCCAGUACCACCAGUGCCUCCACCACGCACCAAGCCUCCUGUGUGUCCCCAGAGUCCUGUGCGUCCUGUUGUUGCUCUCCGCACUAGCCCUGAGAUGCGUGUCCUCAGCCCGGUACCUCCAGUUCCGGCACCACGCAUCAGGCCUACGGUGCGUCCCCAGGGCCAAGCAUGCCCUGUUGCUUCUCCCCGCACUAGCCCUGAGAUGCGUGUCCUCAGCCCGGUACCUCCUGUUCCGGCACCACGCACCAGGCCUACGAUGCGCCUCAGACGGCCAGAGUCUGCCGUCUGCCCAACGGGGCCUGAACUGUCCGUCUGCCCAACGCCGUCUGAACUGUCCGUAUGCCAAGCGCUGCAUGAACUGCCCGUCUGCCCAACGCCGUCUGAACUGUCCGUUUGCCAAGCACUGCCUGAACUGCCCGUCUGUCCAACGCCGUCUGAACUGUCCGUCUGCCAAGCGCUGCCUGAACUGCCCGUCUGCCCAACGCCGUCUGAACUGUCCGUAUGCCAAGCGCUGCAUGAACGGCCCGUAUGUACUGAGCCUGCUAAGCCGCCCGUCUGCCAUAAGCCUUCAGAGCCGUCCGCCAGACCAGAGCCGCUAAAGCCUUCCACCAGACAGGAGCCGCUACAGCCUUCCGCCAGACAGGAUCAGCCAGAGCCUUCCGCCAGACGGGAUCAGCCAGAGCCUUCCGCCAGACGGGAUCAGCCAGAGCCUUCCGCCAGACGGCAUCAGCCAGAGCCUUCCGCCAGACAGGAUCAGCCAGAGCCUUCCGCCAGACAGGAUCAGCCAGAGCCUUCUGCCAGACAGGAUCAGCCAGAGCCUUCUGCCAGACAGGAUCAGCCAGAGCCUUCUGCCAGACAGGAUCAGCCAGAGCCUUCCGCCAGACAGGAUCAGCCAGAGCCUUCCGCCAGACAGGAUCAGCCAGAGCCUUCUGCCAGACAGGAGCAGCCAGAUCCGUCAGCCAGCCAUGAGCAGCCAGAUCCGUCAGCCAGCCAUGAGCAGCCAGAUCCGUCAGCUAGCCAUGAGCAGCCAGAUCCGUCAGCUAGCCAUGAGCAGCCAGAUCCGUCAGCCAGCCAUGAGCAGCCAGAUCCGUCAGCCAGCCAUGAGCAGCCAGAUCCGCCAGCUAGCCAUGAGCAGCCAGAUCCGUCAGCUAGCCAUGAGCAGCCAGAUCAGUCAGCCAGCCAUGAGCAGCCAGAUCCGUCAGCCAGCCAUGAGCCGUCCAGCCGGGAUCCGCCAGAGCCGUCCGGCCGGGAUCCGCCAGAGCCGUCCGGCCGGGAUCCGCCAGAGCCGUCCGGCCGGGAUCCGCCAGAGCCGUCCGGCCGGGAUCCGCCAGAGCCGUCCGGCCGGGAUCCGCCAGAGCCGUCCGGCCGGGAUCCGCCAGAGCCGACCGGCCGGGAUCCGCCAUUCAGCCUGGUACUGCCCCUUAGUCCGAUACUGCCCCUUAGUCCGGUGCUGCCCCUUAGUCCGGUGCCGCCCCUUAACCCAGUGGGGUUUAGUUGGGGGGUGGUCAUGGGGAGGAGGCUAGGGAAGCGGGUGGUGACUAAGGUGGGAUGGGGACCACGACCAGGGGCAGAACCGCCACCGUGGACAGACGCCCACCCAGACCCUCCCCUAGACUGUAUGCUGGUGCGCCCGGGGUUCGCACCUUUAGGGGGGGGUACUGUCACGCUCUGGUUCCGGGACGUUGUUAUAGAACCAGGGUGUGUUUGUUUUGUUGGGUGUUGUGUGGGCUAGGUUGGGUAUGAGGUGUGUUCGUUUUGUUGUGUGCUGUUUGGUUGGGGUGUCUAGGUGGUUGUCUUCCUUGUUUGUAUUCAUGUGACUCCCAAUCGGAGGUAACGAGUGACAGCUGUCGGCUCGUUAUCUCUGAUUGGGAGCCAUAUUUAAACUGUGUGGUUUCACCUUGUGUUUGUGGGUUUUUGUUUCCUUGUUCCAUGUUCCGUGUUUUAGUAUUGGUAACUUUUGGACUUCACGUAUCGUCUUUUGUUUUGUUUUCUCGUGUUGCACUUUAUUAAAUAAAGUCAUCAUGUUCACUCGCAACGCUGCGCAUUGGUCCGCUCCUUUUGACGAUCGUGACAAUAAUUAGCUCCUCUCUCGGUAUAACCAGCGCCACUGUGUGCUGCUUAGCAGUAUAGCUUCCUCGCUCACAAAUCCUUACCAGUAUUGAUCUCAGGUAUAUGUGACCACCUGUUUGAAAAUGUACUAGCCAGUUGCGCCACCGAAAAACGAACAAUUCGACAACACGUGUGGAGACAUUUCAAGCUGUGUGAGCUUACACUACAAUCUUAACUCUGUUACAGGGGCUCCCUCCUGAACCCCCUGGAAGCCACCUACCUCCUGGGCCUGGUUGCCGUAGAGAUCCUCUGUGAGGUUGUUUACCCUCUGUCGCCAUGGCAGCAUACCCUGCCCUUCGUGCCCCUGCUGGUGACAUCAGUGUACUGCUCUCUGGGAGUCUCUUACUCCUUCAUACGCCUCUAUCUCUCUCUACUGAGGCAGGACGGGACAGACAAACACAAACAACUAUGAGACAGAGAGACACUAGUGAGUAGCGAACAAUUCACAAUCAACAAUCCCAAGGUUGCAUCCCAAGGGCCAUAUAGAAUGUCAUUUGCAAUGCACUCUGAGGUGUAAAGAAAUAAAGGUGGCAUUUAAAAAUUUCUGCGAUGCUGUUACGAGUCCAUCCAGAGCAGAUCUUCAAGUGUGCAUCUAUACAGUGGAUAUAAAAAGUCUACACACCCCUGUUAAAAUGCCAGGUUUU